This is a messenger RNA of Pseudonaja textilis, 2502 nucleotides long. It is a transcript of the gene BAK1, whose product is annotated as BCL2 antagonist/killer 1. Gene Ontology annotation, molecular function: BH domain binding; porin activity. The record is from RefSeq and is a predicted model, not a curated record. Gene Ontology annotation, cellular component: mitochondrial outer membrane. Lineage: Eukaryota; Metazoa; Chordata; Lepidosauria; Squamata; Elapidae. Gene Ontology annotation, biological process: release of cytochrome c from mitochondria; intrinsic apoptotic signaling pathway in response to DNA damage; regulation of apoptotic process.
GGAAGCAGGAAGAAGCAUUGCAUCUGUUUCUCUUGGAGGGGGGGCGGUUUUCCUGGGUGCGUCACGGGGGUGGGGGGGUUGUCUCUUCGGGCCUUCGGCUGGAUGCGGAGCUGGGGAUGCAAGGCUGCUGGCGAGGCUUUGCGCUCUGAAGCGCCGCCUGCUCGGCUGAGCAAAAGUGCGCCGCAGGCCUAGAGGUGCUUCCGAGGAGCAGGAGGGUCAAGCAGGGAGGACCCGGGGAGAAGGACGAGCCUCCAGGCGAGAGAUUGCCGCAAAGCAGAACGGAACUCUCCACCUCUUCUUCCCUCCGAGCUUUGCGGUGCAUCGCCGGGGCUAAAAACCUGGCCCUCGUCCUUGAAAGAUAGAUAUUGUUACUCAGUUCUACCAAAGUACGCACCAGCAUGGCUUCAUGGAAUGGCAGCAACCCAGGAGACAGGAGAAGAACAGGAGAAAGGCGCAGAUCAUCUCAAGAAACAUCAGAGGACUUGGUAGCUGAACAGACUGAGGAGGUGUUCCGGAGCUAUGCUUUCCAUCGAUACCAGCAGGAGCAGGAGCAAACUGAGGGGGAUGCGCCAGUUGAUCCAGAAAUUGCUGCAAUUCAGCAGGAGCCAAAUAGCAUCAACAAUUCGGUGGGUCGACGCUUAGCUAUCAUUGGUGAUGACAUCAAUGCACGGUAUGAUAAGGAGUUCUCUGAGAUGCUGAAGUCCUUGCAGCCUUCCAAGGACAAUGCAUAUGAGUACUUCACCAGAAUAGCCUCCAGUUUGUUUGAAAGCGGCAUCAAUUGGGGGCGUGUGAUAGCACUGCUGGGCUUCGGCUACAGGAUGGCAAUCCAUGUAUACCAGCAUGGCAUAACUGGCUUCCUGAGAAGAAUUGCACGUUACAUGGCUGAAUUCGUGCUACACAAUCGCAUUGCACGAUGGAUUGCUCAGCAAGGAGGAUGGGUGGCAGCACUGGACUUGAGCAAUAUUUAUUGGAAAUACAUGUUGAUGAUAGCCUCCGUGAUUGUGCUGGGCCAAUUCGUUCUACGGCGUUUCUUCAAUGACUGACAGGAAAAGAAAAUGCUGCUGGUUUAUUGCAUAAAAAAGAAAGAUCCAAGAAACAACAAAAUGGGAAAUAAUGCAUGUUACCAGCUUCUGUUCCACCAGGACAUCCAUUUAUUAAUCCUCUGCGUGGUGAUUCCAAAGCAAAAACUUUAGUUAAAAGAAGAGUGGCACCAACCCUGAGGCAGAAUUUGUUCCAUCAAGCGGCCAUUGACCAGCAGAUCUUCAUGGGAUACUCCAGGCAGGUACUCAUGGUAUUGCAGACAAGAAAAAUAGGUGCACUUCCCUCUGCAAGGUCUUUUUAAGAAGAACACCACCUCUUUGAGUUCAUUCUCAGGACUAAUUGAAUUCUCAAUCAGCUGAACCUCAUCACCAUAGAAAGAGUAAAACCACAAGGGGAAUGUUCCAUGAUCUGUACAGACCAAUUUUGAGCAGUUUUGCUCCUACGAGCUGGACCAGGGCUGAAAAAAUUGACUAAUUGCAGAGCUUUCUGAAUUUAUCUGUGAAUCACAUGCAAGGUUAUACAUGCUAGAUAUGAAUAUAUAUCUAGAUAUUCCAGAGAAGGGGAAUAAUGUGAUAGCUGCAUUAUUUUUUAUAGGCACUUUUUCAUGCACUUGAUAAUUGCUGCCCUAAGUUGGUUGUAAUAUGGGCAGAGUAGCUCCUCUUGCUUUGUAGUGACUCUUCUGAGGUGAAGAGAGUCAGCUGCUUGUAAAGAUUAAGAAAUGAAGCUUGCUUCUUUUCAAAGGAUGGUGCUCUGUUUCCCUUUGGAUUAGGUAUGAUUGUGGUUCACCUCAAAGGUUGAUAUGUGUUUGGGAGUGGGCAGCAAAGAAAUGGAGAACAUUUCUUCAGGUUCCAUUUUUUGACAAUCGUUAAAUCUGUUUUUACCCAAAGGAUGGACAAAAUGUGAUUUCCUGCGGUCGUGGGAGUUGGAAUCUGCUUUCCCUAAUGAAAAAUGGGCAAAAUCCAGCCAAGUUGAGCAAAUUUUAAGGCCCUUUCCUAGGAAGUUUACUCACUUCUGAGUAAAUAUGCAUAUAAUCAGGCUGUAAUCUUGUAUUGAUUUCAGUGGAAUGUACUUAAUCUUCCAUCUGAAAUUGGUGGAAUAUACAAGUGCAUAACAUUGUUCGGAUCAUGCUUAGCUAAAUUCUUCCUUGCCUGUUUCAUGAAACUUCUCAAUGGGAACACAGAGGAGAAGGAGCAGGCAAAUGUACAAAGCUGAAAUUUUCUGUUCAACAUAAUUAUUUUUUAAUCUUGAGGUUAUUAUUUUUUUUAAAAAGAAAUCCAAAACUAAUUUUGUUAUUUUUCUUCCAAUACUCUCCCAAAUGUUUACUUUGUAUAGUUUUUUCCUAAUGCCAAGUCUUAUUUUGAUGUCUAAGAUAAAACUACUACUACAUCAGGAAAAACUGACAUUUUGGAUACAACUGUGUUCUCUUUGCAUACUUUAUAAAGCCAUAAUUCAGUAAUGAAA